AUGGAAGAUAGAGAUAAAACAAUAGAUUGUUCUAAACCUAUACGUUUUAUUGAUGAGGGCAGUAAAGUUCGAAAAAAUUUUACUCAAAGUUAUUUUUACCGUGAAAUAGGCCGUUAUAAAAAUGCUUCCCCUUCUGAAUUUCAAUGGGCUGCUGAAGAUAAAUUAAUUAGUAAAAAUUCGUAUGAGGAAGUUAAAUGUCAGUUGCCUGAUUCUCCGCGUUCGACAUUUUUAAUGGUGUUCAGUCCUGAUGGUAAAAAAGUGGCAUCUACCCAUGGAAAUCACAAUGUAUAUGUAACAGAUUUAACUACCGGAAAAAAUAUUCAAACAUUAUCUGGUCAUCCGAGAACACCUUGGUGCAUCGCUUUUCAUCCUUCCUCUAAUCAAAUAUUGGCAUCUGGUUGCCUAGGAGGACAAGUCAGAGUUUGGGACUUACAUGGUGGUAGUGAAGUAUGGACUGCUGAAAGUCAAACAGUAAUUGCAUCACUUGCUUUUCAUCCUGUAGGAAGGAUGCUUGUUAUAGCCACUUAUAAUGAAUUACAUUUUUGGGAUUGGAGUCAGCCUGAGCCUUUCGCCAAGUGUAGUACUAAAAGUGAAAGAGAAAAAGUUAGGUAUGUUUCGUUCGAUAGGUUAGGGAAUAAAUUAAUUACAGGCAUUGCGAACCCAGUAAAUGUGCCAUCUCAAUGGGAUAGAAUAAAUGUACUCAGUUCUCAACCACCUUCUACUUCAACACCAGCUUCAACAACUACAACAUUUAGUUCGAGCGUUACAACUACCAGUAGCAACUCUCAGUCUUCCUCUGACCAAGGGAGAUCCAUUACUUUUUGUUAUCGGCAUUUAAUGAACCAGUAUAAUCAAUUGAUGGAUAGAUAUUUUGAUUUAUCUCAAUCAAGAGUUACUCCUACUACCGACAGAGGCACUGACCCCAUGGAUUUAUUAGACUUGAGAAAUAAUGCUAGCACUUCUGGAAUUAGCAGUUCAGCUGUUUCUUCUUCUGUUUCAACUUCUCAAACGAACAGUCCAUCUCCACUUCGAUUUAAAUUUACGCGUUCUCCAUCCAGAAAUUAUCGUCCAUUAAGCAAUCGCAAAAGGUUUCGAAUUCACUCAUCAAUAUUCAGUAGGCUAAACAAUCGUUCAUCUUUACCGGCUCACAGUUCAUUAGCUUUUUCUACAACUUCUAGCAUUCCCUCUAAUCAAAACCUCGCUUUGACUACUACGCCUUCUGUAGGCUCAACUUCUACAUCUACUCAAUCACCCUCAAGAUUAAGACGAUGCGCAUUUAGUUUUGGACCGACUACCAGAUCUUGGAGCUUAACUUUCUCGCCAGAAAACUCUUCGAAUGUUUUAUUUACAAGGAAUUCUUCUCAAACAAACACUUCUAGGGCUAUCACAAAUCCGACGUAUUCAUCUUAUCCUGAAAGGGGAAUAUUUAGUACUCGAGAAUCUAGUUCAAAUAAUUCUGAAAGAUCUCAAUUCUCUGUGGUUUGGCCUUGCAGAGUAUUACUCGAUGAAUCAAACGAUGGUCAACAAGGUUCAAGUAGUAGGCCACAACUUAAUACUACUGAAUCUAACCGUUUACGAAGUGUUAUAAAUAGAUCAUCGAUUAACUCAACUAACCGUCUGAGUUCUAAUAUAGCUUCUCAAAUGACACGAACUCCAUCAUGUUCUCAAACUAAAACUGAAAGUGAGUCUCAAACAUCUCCAGGAUUACAGCUUAAAAGACAAAGACACCAAUUACAACAAGGAAAUUUAUCAAAAUCUGGGCAAGAAAGAAGAUGUAGGGAUAAUGACAGAACAGACAGGAAAUUUGUAAGAAAAAAUCAAAAACACUUAUCCCGAUUUCAAGUGAGAUCUAGGCUUUCUCAGGACCAUCAAUCACAGUUACAAUUAAUAACAAAUAGGGAAACUCAUGGUUUAAAUUUACAAAAUAAUCAAAACUUGAGACGUCAGCUCUCAUUCAGGCCUGGCGGGCAGUUUGUUCUUUCGCGACAUUCGAAUUCUCCUUUUCAACCUCAAUCUCUUUCCCACAGCAGUAAUUCUUCUUUAAAUAAUUCACUGUCCUCGCGAAUUAAAAGUAAUCUGAUUUCCAAACAGGUUCCUUCUUUUAAAUCUUCUUUCACAGCGUCGCAUUCAUCAAAUUCAAAUUCCGCCGAGGAAGCUUCAACUUCUUCUUCGGAAGGAGCUGCUUGCUCUCCUACCUCUAAUACCAACACCCUUUCUUUAUCAGGAAAACGUUAUUACCGACAACUUCGUGAACAGGUUGAAAAUCGCCUUUUCGAUAGCGUAAAAAGAUUAUUAAGAAAUCGAUUACGAAAUUCCUUGGAUAUUCCUUCCGUUGACAGCACGGUAAAUUAUUCGCAAAUAUCUGGAGAAUCAGAAGAAGGAGAACACUCACCUUUACAUUCUUUAGAUUCCGAAGAUAAUAAUUUAUCAAGAGGAUUAGGCCCGAGAGGAACGGAUCCAAUGUUGUCAUCCGUUAGUGAAAACCGAGAGGUUUCAAACGAGUUGUUGCUUGACAGCUCAUCCACUCUUUCUACUUCAGCGCCUAAUAUUUCAUUAAAUUCCAACGGAUUUAAUGCUUCUCAAAAUGGGUCUGAAAUUUUUGAUUCUUGGGAUCCAGAAGUGGAAACACCGCCUAUUUCGUUGAAUUCCGAUUUGCCCGUCAGUGAUAUAUUAAUAGAAGAGCAAUCUCAAAUCAAUCAGCCUUCAACAUCUUCGAGAAACAACUUGUCUGAUAGCGAUGAAAGUGACACUGAUUCUAAUAGUGCGUCCGUUACCGAUUCAAAUUUGUCAUCUUCACCUGAAUUUAAUGUUAGAGAAGGGAUUCAAAGAAUAAGCCGCGGAAUAGAAAAUUUGCAAAGAUUUUGUUGGUAA
Messenger RNA from Pediculus humanus corporis (human body louse), 2871 nucleotides. RefSeq lists its product as uncharacterized. The transcript has 9 exons. Gene Ontology annotation, cellular component: intracellular membrane-bounded organelle. Gene Ontology annotation, biological process: autophagy. The coding region runs from base 1 to 2871 and encodes 956 amino acids. Gene Ontology annotation, molecular function: protein binding. Lineage: Eukaryota; Metazoa; Arthropoda; Insecta; Psocodea; Pediculidae. The record is from RefSeq and is a predicted model, not a curated record.